AUGAGAUGUUUCAGGUGUGGAGGGCCGCACCUUCAGGCCGUAUGCCCUCAGCUAGUGGGAUUCAAGAGGUGCAAAUUUUGUACGCAAGAUGGACAUUAUGGUAGAGAUUGUCCUAUAGUCAGGAGAACAGGGUCGCAGCCACGCCAGGCUGGGAGAGCCAUUCAGAGGGGUGGUAUUAGGCCACAAGAAGCAGGGAGAGUCUAUGCAUUGAUCGGAGCUGAGGCAGCCAGUGCAGGUAACCUAAUUGUUAGCAGCUGCUUAUUGUUUAGAGUUUCAUGUGUGACCUUAUUUGACUCGGGGACGACACAUUCUUUUGUGUCUGAGGCGUGUGUGGAGAGGCUGGGCUUAGUAGUCAGAGAACUUCAGUGCGAUCUAGUGGUGUCUACACCAACAACUAGGUUAGUUAGGACAUCUAAUGUGUGCUCCAAAUGUCCUAUUGAGGUUGAGGGACAUAGGUUCAGAGUGAACCUUAUUUGCUUACCUCUGCAGGGGCUAAAGAUAAUUUUGGGAAUGGAUUGGUUAUCCGUCAAUCGUAUUCUUCUAGAUUGCGGGGGAAAGAAGAUGAUAUUCCCUAAUGCGGAUGAAGACAUGUCGUUGUCAAUUAAUGUCUUGAGACAGGACAUCAUAGAUGGCGCUAGCUGUUUCUUAAUCAUGUCUCACAUGGACGGGGUUCAAGACUUAGACCCUUCAGCCCAUGGGAAUUAG
This is a messenger RNA of Vigna radiata var. radiata (mung bean), 705 nucleotides long. RefSeq lists its product as uncharacterized. The record is from RefSeq and is a predicted model, not a curated record. The coding region runs from base 1 to 705 and encodes 234 amino acids. NCBI's taxonomy places the organism in Eukaryota, Viridiplantae, Streptophyta, Magnoliopsida, Fabales, Fabaceae. The transcript has a single exon. Gene Ontology annotation, molecular function: zinc ion binding; nucleic acid binding.